CAGCGCUCCUUGCUUACAUUACUCAGUGACACCAAUGCAUGUAGACCCUCGAGCCAGAGUUGUCCGCGUUCUAGUAAGACUGCCGCGGGGCUCAGAUGUACAGACCGCAGCUUGAGGUCACGCAAGAUAGUCCAAGAUACAGAGGCGGUGUCGACGUAUGUGAGCGCGAAGAUUGAUAACCUAUCGCGUGUGCUGUCAAUCCGCCACAGAGUGAUAUGA
This is a messenger RNA of Mixia osmundae IAM 14324, 219 nucleotides long. RefSeq lists its product as uncharacterized. The annotation marks the transcript as partial. The record is from RefSeq and is a predicted model, not a curated record. The transcript has a single exon. NCBI's taxonomy places the organism in Eukaryota, Fungi, Basidiomycota, Mixiomycetes, Mixiales, Mixiaceae.